This is a messenger RNA of Electrophorus electricus (electric eel), 5802 nucleotides long. RefSeq names its product coagulation factor VIII, procoagulant component (gene f8). The record is from RefSeq and is a predicted model, not a curated record. Gene Ontology annotation, cellular component: plasma membrane. Lineage: Eukaryota; Metazoa; Chordata; Actinopteri; Gymnotiformes; Gymnotidae. Gene Ontology annotation, molecular function: oxidoreductase activity; signaling receptor activity; copper ion binding.
AGGCUUACUGUAACUUCUUUGCAUCAGGGCAGGCUGAAGUGUUCACAAGGAAAGUGUGCUUGGAUACAGAUUAAAGCUGUGUCAGCAUUUGGGAGACUCUAGUGAUGAAGGAUCUUCUGACCAUACUCUUUCUCGCAGAAUGUUUGUGGGUUCCCUGUGUGGUGGCAAAGACUCAGGAGCUCUUUGUUGCUGCUCUGGAGAUGAACUGGGACUACCUGCACACAGACCUCACUGAUCCAGCCGCUAAUCAGAGGAGAUUUGCGUCUGGUGUCCAGAGGUACACGAAGGCAGUGUACGUGGAAUUCAUAGACUCCACUUUUCGUGUUCAGAAAACGAAACCCCCAUGGGCUGGAAUUCAGGGCCCUACACUCAGGGCAGAGGUCAAUGACAGAUUGGUGGUCCACUUCAAGAACUUUGCCUCGCAACCUUUCAGUAUCUCCCCAAUCGGUGUCCCCUACUGGAAACAAUCUGAAGGUGCUGGAUAUGAGGACUCCACUUCAGUCCAGGAGAGGGCAGAUGAUGCGGUGCCCCCUGGUGGCUACUAUAAGUACGUCUGGGACAUUCCUCCCAGCAGUGGGCCAACCACAGCAGACCCAGACUGUCUCACCUACUCGUACUCCUCACAGGUGGAUAUUGUGCGAGACUUCAACUCUGGACUCAUCGGCGCUUUCCUGAUCUGCAAACCAGGUGCUCUAACAGAGCAAGCAGAGCGGAAGGUUCCAGAGUUUGUGUUGUUGUUUGCUGUGUUCGAUGAGAGCAAGAGUUGGUACAGAGUGGAAAACAGAUCAGACAAACCCAGGAAAUCAUCCAGUAGGUCUCAGUUCCAUACGAUCAACGGAUACGUCAACUCCACUCUACCAGGUCUGAAGAUAUGUCAGAAAAGCCCUGAAGUGUCCUGGCACUUGAUUGGCCAGGGCUCCACUCCAGACAUACACACCAUUCAGUUCCAGGACCACACCCUAAAGGUCAUGAACCACAGGCGGGUAACCUUGGAUAUAACUCCCAUGACCUUCACCACAGCGACGAUGAAGCCAUAUGCUGUGGGAAAGUUUCUAAUCUCCUGCAGGAUCCAUUCACAUCAGCAAGCUGGUAUGAGUGCUGUCUUCACCGUGGACAACUGCCCCGAACCUGCGCAACUGCCCGACAAGCGACAUGUAAAAUGGGCCGAGGAGGAAGAUGAAGGCAGAGAAACAAAUGAAGAUUACCAAAUGGAUGGACUUUUUUCUACCAUUGUACUCCGGCCCGGUGGGCCAGCGUCGGUUUUGAGGUCCAGCGGGAGGGGACGACCCAAAGUGUGGGUCCAUUACAUCAGUGCAGAGGAGAUCUCCUGGGACUACAACCCUGGGAGCAAUGGGCCCCUGGGGUCAGGUAAUUUGGGGAAGCAUUUGAGGAAGGUGUAUAAGAAAGUAGCAUAUGUGGAAUACACGGAUAAGACCUUCACUGUGCGCAAAAGCAAGAACAGCAUGCUGAUUGGUCCAGAGAUCAGGGGAGAGGUAGAGGACCAGAUCCAGAUAGUAUUCAAAAACAUGGCCAGUCAACCAUUCAACAUUUAUCCAAAUGGACUCACAAGUGUCCAGCCAGUGAAGAAGAGAAAUAAAGAGAAGCAGGUGGAUCUGCGGUCUCUGGCUGUGCCUCCAGGUGAGAUCAUGAUGUACCUGUGGAAACUGACUGCGGAGGACGCCCCGACCGAAGCCGACCCACGCUGUCUGACCCGCCUGUACCACAGCACAGUGGAUCCGGAGCGGGACAUGGCAUCUGGGCUGGUGGGACCCCUGAUCAUCUGCAAAUCUCAGAGUUUAGACCUGCGAGGGAAAGUGGUAACUUCAGAUAGAGAAAGACACCUCAUAUUCUCAGUGUUUGAUGAAAACAAAAGCUGGUACAGUGAAGAGAAUGUCCAGAAGCACAGUGAAAAUUACAAUGAUCUCACUUAUUACAACUCGAAUGUCAUGUACAGUGUGAAUGGUUUCAUGCACAACAGUCUGCAGUUUAAAAUAUGUCUUGGUGAUGUCACACUCUGGCACGUGGCCAGUGCUGGCAUGCAGAACGACUUUCUGUCAGUGUACUUCAAGGGCAACCUGUUCGAGAGGGACAGAGCCUAUGACACUGUUCUCACUCUCUUCCCAAUGACUGGAGACACUGUUACCAUUGAGAUGGAGACUGAGGGUGAAUGGGAGAUUAGCGCAUUUGACCCAGCCAUGAAAAAGCAAGGUAUGAGUGCACGUUACUCCGUGUUUAAUUGCGAGAGAGUGCUCCCCUUGGUGGACAGUGAAGAAUAUGAAGAUGAUUUUGAGGACUACAUUGAACAGAACUUCCCUGUCCCAAGGGGUGUCAGACAAAGGAAUCGAACCAUGGCCAUUCGGGUGUGUAAGAAACCAGCAAGAAACAGAACCCAAACAGACCUGCUGAGUGGCCAUAGGAACAUGACCCAGAACUCACUGGAGAAUGAGAGGAGAAAGAGCACACUUGUGUGUGAGAUAAAAUAUGUUCCAGUAGAGGAAGCAGAGUAUCUUGAUGUUCUCUCACAGGGCGGAAUUCCGCAGGAUAUUCUGGAUCAACUGGACAAGGAGAAAAGCAAAAGCUCCUCUGAACGGCAGAAGAGAUUCUCAUCUAUAGAGAAUAUUCCAGAAACACAGACUGGUCAACCUCUCCCUAUUUCCCAUAGGUCAGACAUUGAAUGGUCAAACAAGACUGAAACAACUGCUGCAGUCAUGGUGGAGGAAGACCAAAAUCUCAUAGCGAUAAUGACCCAAACUGAAGAAACAGCAAGAUACCCAGAUGAAGAAGAAACUGAAGGCUCAAGUCUAGGGAGUAAUUUAUCUACUGACCUGUUCAAGAAAUACAUUCAGAGUUCAGGGUGGAAUAUGACCUCUGACAUCAGUAAACAUCCGCAUGACAGUAAUGACUCUAAGGCUGCACCGAAAUCCAAACCUAAUUUGACUGAGAGGAGUCGGAGAGAGACAUGGAGUGUCAGAAAAGAUGUAGCUGAACUUGUAGAUUCAAAUGAUGUUCUGAAGCACAAUGAUGAUCUAAAAGACUCAGCUAAGAUGGACAACCUGGUGGAAGGCCUGUAUCCUCGCAAAUAUGCAAAGAAAGACCCACAAUGGCAGGAGCCCCCUGUGGAAUCUCAUCAUUUGCUAACCAAUUCUUCAGAUAACCAGACAUACCCCGAGAAGUCUUGGUCCAUGGAAUACGAUGAUUAUGAAAAUGAAGGGAACAAAUCCACACCAAGUUUCAAUUUUGGAAGCAAUGGUAUCAGUAUCCGGUCUACUGAAUCUAAAUUCCGUAGUUAUUACAUCGCAGCAGAGGAAAUCAUGUGGGAUUAUGGGAUAAAAAAAUCACAGCAACUCAUAAGUCUGAGGGAGAUGAGGAGAGGAAUGCGGAAAUACUUCCAAUCCUACAGGAAAGUAGUGUUCCGGGCAUACCAUGACAAAGAAUUCCAGAAUCCAGUGAAACGUGGUGAACUGGAUGAGCACCUCGGAAUCAUGGGCCCUGUGCUGAAGGCUGAGGUUAAUGAUGUUCUUACUGUGGUUUUUAGGAAUCUUGCCUCCCGGCCAUAUUCACUGCACUUGCAUGGAGUAUAUGAUAAGACAAUGGGGAGCCCUGGCCAAGGGGUGGGCCUGGGGGAGGAGCUACAACAUGGGGCGGUCUCUGGGGACCCAGUCCCUCCUGGACAGGAGAGAGUGUACAACUGGAGAAUCAGUAAACGACAAGGACCAUCAUCCAAAGACUUUGACUGCAAAGCUGGGGCUUACUACUCAACUGUAAACAUGGAGAAGGACAUAAACUCUGGUCUGAUUGGACCUUUGCUGAUCUGUCGCCCUGGGACACUGGUGCCCCGCUUGCUGCUGCAGCCUGGAGUGCAGGACGUCUUCCUCCUCUUCACAAUCUUUGAUGAGCAGAAGAGCUGGUACCUCGAUUAUAACAUCAGGAAGUUCUGUACCCCACCUUGCCAGGCCAACACAGACGAUCCCUGGUUCGACAACAGCAAUAGAUUUGCUGCAAUAAACGGGUAUGUUGCGGAGACAUUGCCUGGCCUGGUGGUGGCACAGCACCGCACCUCUAGAUGGCAUCUGCUGAACGUGGGGGGCAGAGGAGAAUUUCAUGCUGUGCACUUCCACGGAAUACCAUUCAGUGUUGGGAAACACCAGGACCACCGAAUGGGGAUUUUCAACCUUUAUCCAGGUGUGUUUGGGACUGUGGAGAUGAGGCCUGCUACAGUUGGCACCUGGCUGGUGGAAUGCACUGUUGGAGAGCACCAGCUGUCUGGAAUGAGGGCCAAACUGCUUGUUUACAACCCACGAUGUGUCCAGCCAUUGGGAAUGCAGUCAGGGUGGAUAACUGAUGACCAGAUCACUGAAUCAGAUCAUUAUGGUAACUGGGAGGCAAGGUUAGCCAGACUUCACUUAUCCGGAUCUAUAAAUGCUUGGAUUGGCAAUGGACAGAGCUCCUGGAUCCAGGUGGAUUUGCUGCAGCCCAUGUUGGUGCAUGGGAUUCACACUCAGGGAGCCAAGACCUGGGGUCUGAAUGAAGCAUUCACAGUGAUCUUCACAAUCAGCUACAGCCUGGACCAGGAAACCUGGAGGACCUAUAGAGGGAACAGCAGCGGGUCUGCUUAUAAAUUUAAUGGAAACAUGGACGGGUACAGGAUAAAGGAGAACUUAUUCUCUCCUCCAAUCAUCGGCCGGUACAUCCGCAUUUACCCGUUAACCUAUGGGGGUCGACCCACCCUGAGGUUUGAACUCCUGGGCUGUGAUCUCAACAGCUGCUUCCUGCCACUAGGCAUGCAACGGCAGCUGAUUCCAAACAGUCGGAUCAGCGCCUCCUCCUUCCUCCAGAAAUGGUUCCUUUCUUGGAGCCCUGGUCUCUCCAGACUCAACCAGGAGGGUCGUGCCAAUGCCUGGAGACCUAAGAGUAAUAACCCACACGAAUGGCUGCAGGUGGACUUUGAGGUAGUGAAGAGAAUCACUGGUAUUUUGAUGCAGGGAGCUCGAUCUGUCCUCACACACAUGAUGGUCACUGAGUUUACCAUCUCCAUUAGUCAUGAUGGAAACAUCUGGUCUGCUGUCACUGAGCAAGGAACACAGCUAGAGAAGGUAUUUGAAGGUAACAGCGAUUACAACGAGGAGAAACUGAAUUUGUUCGAGCCACCACUGUUCACCCGAUUCAUUCGAAUCCACCCUAAAGGCUGGGUUAACGACAUCGCCCUGCGGGUGGAGUUCCUGGGUUGCGAUACACAACAGAGACUGUGAGAGAGAGAGAGAGAGUAAGAAAGAAAAUGUGAGAACGAGAGUGAGCAAGAGACACUAGUCACUGACACUGAAUGUAAACUAGUCAUUUUCCACUGAUGCACUUGGCAGCGUUACAAAGCUGCUGAUGUCACUCAGUGUUCUGGCACCAUACACUGAUUUGGGUUUGCUAACUGGGUAUCUGCAGAAGUAACACAGAGCUGGAAUUUAUGCUGCCGGUAUGAUACAACUAAAACAAAACCAUCACUUAUAACGAUGUGCUUAAAAGGAAGUAUCCUGUGUGAACAAGCUGCUUAUUUAAAGACUUAACAUCUUCAUCUGCUUGUGUGACCACACCGGGCGAAACUCUCAGCUUAGAAUUACCGUCACUAUUCAUAACCCUGUAUCCCAGGCUAUUACAAGAUGUAGGAAACUCAUCGUAGCUAUGGCAACCAUAUGUACAUAAUAAAGAAACUACUGAGUAUGUGUUCUGUUGUAGUUUUGAGCAUUUGCACUGUCAAAAGAAAACUACUAUUCUAUGAUUUAUUUUAAAUAAAGUAUUUAAUAUGAAACUAAA